AUGGCUGAAUCUUCUCUCUUCCAGAGCAUCCCGGACUCCGGUCACAAGUACUACCUGCAGUUCACUACUGAAGACUACAGAAGCAGGGAAAAUGCCGGGAGCUGCCUGGCUACAGUGUUGUACCCGAAGAAGUCCUCUCCGCCUGUUGUCAAUAUCAAGUGCACGCAUACCAAAGACCAGAAGAAAAUCCAAGAAGAAGACAACAGACUUUACCAGAAAAUUAGGCACCAAACCAAACCAAUAACUGGAAACAAUAUUCCAGACAGCUAUGGAAACAUUGAACCUGCCCUGGAGCCAGUGUGGGCUCUGGCUGUUGCUGGCAGCAGUUACAUAAUGUGGGGGAAGUCAACGGAGAACGUGGGCUACUCCAUGGCACAAGUCAAGUCUGCGAGGCAGUGGAUAAGGAGAGAUGACUUUAUCGAGUUCGACUACACUGUCCUGCUCCAUGAAAUCCCAACGCAGGAAAUUAUUUCAUGCCACAUGCGCCUCACUUGGCUUCCUGGUCAUCACUCUCUGAAAGUGAAAUACUUCUGUGCUUCAGAGAACGACGCGUUCGAAGACGGAUCUGGAACAGAGUCCGGAUCAGCCGCUGGGACUUCACAUGAAAGGGGAGCAAAUUUUUAA
Molecule: messenger RNA, 624 nt
Organism: Tauraco erythrolophus (red-crested turaco)
Lineage: Eukaryota; Metazoa; Chordata; Aves; Musophagiformes; Musophagidae
Source: RefSeq, a predicted model, not a curated record